This is a messenger RNA of Leopardus geoffroyi (Geoffroy's cat), 6861 nucleotides long. RefSeq names its product small nuclear ribonucleoprotein U5 subunit 200 (gene SNRNP200). Gene Ontology annotation, cellular component: nucleus. The transcript is spliced from 45 exons. Gene Ontology annotation, molecular function: ATP binding; nucleic acid binding. The record is from RefSeq and is a predicted model, not a curated record. Bases 158 to 6568 code for a protein of 2136 amino acids. Lineage: Eukaryota; Metazoa; Chordata; Mammalia; Carnivora; Felidae.
UCCGGCGCGCGACCCGGAAGCGGAAAGGAGCCUGUCUCUGUGCCUGUCCUGUGCGUCAGUCCUGCGUCGCUGGGGCCGGGCGGGAGAGGAAAGCGACUGCGUUUCGUGAAGUGCGGUGAGGGGAGCUGAGCACUGAGACCCCCCGGCAGCCGCGGCCAUGGCGGAUGUGACCGCCCGUAGCCUGCAGUACGAGUACAAGGCGAACUCGAAUCUUGUCCUCCAAGCUGACCGCUCUCUCAUUGAUCGGACCCGCCGGGAUGAACCCACAGGAGAGGUGCUGUCCCUGGUUGGGAAGCUGGAGGGCACCCGGAUGGGAGAUAAAGCUCAACGGACCAAACCACAGAUGCAGGAGGAAAGAAGAGCCAAGCGAAGAAAGCGUGAUGAGGACCGACAUGACAUUAACAAGAUGAAGGGUUAUACUCUGCUCUCGGAGGGCAUCGAUGAGAUGGUGGGCAUCAUCUAUAAGCCCAAGACUAAAGAGACCCGGGAGACCUAUGAGGUGCUACUCAGCUUCAUCCAAGCUGCCCUUGGGGACCAGCCACGUGAUAUCCUUUGUGGGGCAGCUGAUGAAGUUCUAGCUGUUCUAAAGAAUGAAAAGCUUCGGGACAAGGAAAGGAGAAAGGAGAUUGACCUGCUGUUGGGUCAGACAGAUGAUACCAGAUACCAUGUGCUAGUGAACUUGGGCAAAAAGAUCACAGACUACGGUGGAGACAAGGAAAUCCAGAAUAUGGAUGACAACAUUGAUGAGACGUAUGGUGUGAAUGUUCAGUUUGAGUCUGAUGAGGAGGAAGGUGAUGAAGAUGUGUAUGGGGAAGUUCGAGAAGAGGCAUCUGAUGAUGACAUGGAAGGGGAUGAGGCCGUGGUGCGCUGCACCCUUUCAGCUAAUCUUGUAGCGUCGGGGGAACUGAUGAGUUCUAAGAAGAAGGAUUUGCAUCCUCGGGAUAUUGAUGCGUUUUGGCUACAGCGGCAGCUCAGUCGCUUCUAUGAUGAUGCCAUUGUGUCACAGAAGAAGGCAGAUGAAGUGUUGGAGAUUUUGAAGACGGCCAGUGAUGAUCGGGAAUGUGAGAACCAGCUGGUUCUGCUCCUUGGUUUCAACACUUUUGAUUUUAUUAAAGUGUUGCGACAGCACAGGAUGAUGAUUUUAUACUGCACCUUACUGGCCAGUGCACAGAGUGAAGCGGAAAAGGAAAGGAUCAUGGGAAAGAUGGAAGCUGAUCCAGAGCUCUCCAAGUUCCUCUACCAGCUCCAUGAGACCGAGAAGGAGGAUCUGAUCCGGGAGGAAAGGUCUCGGAGAGAGCGAGUACGACAGUCCCGAAUGGACACAGACUUGGAAACCAUGGAUCUGGACCAGGGUGGAGAGGCACUGGCUCCGCGUCAGGUUCUGGACUUGGAGGACCUGGUUUUUACCCAGGGGAGCCACUUCAUGGCCAAUAAACGUUGUCAGCUUCCUGAUGGGUCCUUCCGUCGCCAGCGCAAGGGCUAUGAAGAGGUGCAUGUGCCUGCUCUGAAGCCCAAGCCCUUUGGUUCAGAAGAACAACUGCUUCCAGUGGAGAAGCUGCCGAAGUAUGCCCAGGCUGGAUUUGAGGGCUUCAAAACACUGAAUCGGAUCCAGAGUAAACUCUACCGUGCUGCUCUGGAAACAGAUGAGAAUCUGCUGCUGUGCGCCCCUACUGGUGCGGGUAAGACCAACGUGGCCCUGAUGUGUAUGCUCCGAGAGAUAGGGAAACACAUUAACAUGGAUGGCACUAUCAACGUGGAUGACUUCAAGAUCAUCUACAUUGCUCCUAUGAGAUCUCUGGUGCAGGAGAUGGUGGGCAGUUUCGGAAAGCGCUUGGCGACGUAUGGCAUCACUGUUGCAGAACUGACUGGUGACCACCAGCUGUGCAAGGAGGAGAUCAGCGCCACUCAGAUCAUCGUCUGCACCCCCGAGAAGUGGGACAUCAUUACCCGCAAGGGUGGGGAGCGCACCUACACACAGCUCGUGCGGCUCAUCAUUCUGGAUGAGAUCCAUCUUCUCCAUGACGACAGAGGUCCUGUCUUGGAAGCUUUGGUGGCCAGGGCCAUCCGAAACAUUGAGAUGACCCAAGAGGAUGUCCGACUCAUCGGUCUUAGUGCCACCCUCCCCAACUAUGAAGAUGUGGCUACCUUUCUGCGUGUAGAUCCUGCCAAGGGCCUCUUUUACUUUGACAACAGCUUCCGCCCAGUGCCUCUGGAACAGACUUAUGUGGGUAUCACAGAGAAAAAAGCUAUCAAGCGUUUCCAGAUCAUGAAUGAAAUAGUCUAUGAGAAAAUCAUGGAACAUGCUGGAAAAAAUCAGGUGCUGGUGUUUGUCCACUCCCGGAAGGAGACUGGGAAGACAGCCAGGGCCAUCCGGGACAUGUGCCUAGAGAAGGACACUCUGGGUCUGUUUCUGAGAGAGGGCUCAGCCUCCACAGAAGUCCUUCGGACGGAAGCUGAGCAGUGCAAGAACCUGGAGCUGAAGGAUCUUCUGCCAUAUGGCUUUGCUAUUCAUCAUGCAGGCAUGACCAGAGUUGACCGGACACUUGUAGAGGAUCUUUUUGCUGAUAAACACAUUCAGGUUUUAGUUUCCACAGCAACUCUGGCUUGGGGUGUGAAUCUCCCCGCACAUACAGUCAUCAUCAAAGGCACCCAGGUGUACAGUCCAGAGAAGGGACGUUGGACAGAACUGGGGGCACUGGACAUUCUGCAGAUGCUGGGACGUGCUGGAAGACCCCAGUAUGACACCAAGGGCGAAGGCAUACUCAUCACGUCUCAUGGGGAGCUACAGUACUACCUGUCCCUCCUCAAUCAGCAACUUCCUAUCGAGAGCCAGAUGGUAUCAAAGUUGCCUGACAUGCUCAAUGCGGAAAUCGUGCUGGGGAAUGUCCAGAAUGCCAAGGAUGCGGUAAACUGGCUUGGAUAUGCCUAUCUGUAUAUCCGAAUGCUCCGAUCCCCAACCCUCUAUGGCAUCUCUCAUGAUGACCUCAAGGGAGAUCCCCUGCUGGACCAGCGCCGACUGGAUCUGGUUCAUACUGCUGCCUUGAUGCUGGAUAAGAACAAUCUGGUCAAGUAUGACAAGAAGACAGGCAAUUUCCAGGUGACAGAACUGGGCCGUAUAGCCAGCCACUACUACAUCACCAAUGACACAGUACAGACCUACAACCAGCUGCUGAAGCCCACCCUAAGUGAAAUUGAGCUUUUCAGAGUCUUCUCGUUGUCUUCAGAGUUCAAGAACAUCACUGUGAGAGAGGAGGAGAAGCUGGAGCUGCAGAAGUUGUUGGAGAGGGUGCCCAUCCCUGUAAAGGAGAGCAUUGAGGAACCCAGUGCAAAGAUCAAUGUGCUUCUCCAAGCCUUCAUCUCACAGCUGAAAUUGGAGGGCUUUGCGCUGAUGGCAGACAUGGUGUAUGUCACGCAGUCGGCUGGCAGGUUGAUGCGUGCCAUCUUUGAAAUUGUCCUGAAUCGAGGUUGGGCGCAGCUUACAGACAAGACACUGAACCUCUGCAAGAUGAUUGACAAGCGCAUGUGGCAGUCCAUGUGUCCUCUGCGCCAGUUCCGGAAACUCCCUGAGGAGGUAGUGAAGAAGAUUGAGAAGAAAAACUUCCCCUUCGAGCGUCUGUAUGACCUGAAUCAUAAUGAGAUAGGGGAGCUUAUCCGCAUGCCGAAGAUGGGGAAGACCAUCCACAAGUACGUCCACCUCUUCCCCAAGUUGGAAUUGUCGGUGCACUUGCAACCUAUCACACGCUCCACCCUAAAAGUGGAGCUGACCAUCACGCCGGAUUUCCAGUGGGAUGAAAAGGUCCAUGGUUCGUCAGAGGCAUUCUGGAUUCUGGUGGAGGAUGUAGACAGUGAGGUGAUACUCCACCAUGAGUAUUUUCUACUCAAGGCCAAGUAUGCUCAGGAUGAGCACCUCAUUACGUUUUUCGUUCCUGUCUUUGAACCGCUGCCCCCUCAGUACUUCAUCCGAGUGGUGUCUGACCGCUGGCUCUCUUGUGAGACCCAGCUGCCUGUCUCCUUCCGGCACCUGAUCCUACCGGAGAAGUACCCACCUCCAACCGAGCUUCUGGACCUGCAGCCUUUGCCCGUGUCUGCCCUGAGAAACAGUGCUUUUGAGAGCCUUUACCAGGAUAAAUUUCCUUUCUUCAACCCCAUCCAGACCCAAGUGUUCAACACCGUCUACAACAGUGAUGACAAUGUGUUCGUGGGGGCCCCCACGGGCAGCGGCAAGACCAUCUGUGCGGAAUUUGCCAUCCUGCGGAUGCUGCUGCAGAACUCAGAGGGACGCUGUGUCUAUAUCACUCCCAUGGAGGCUCUGGCAGAGCAGGUUUACAUGGACUGGUAUGAGAAGUUCCAGGACAGGCUCAACAAGAAGGUGGUGCUCCUGACGGGGGAGACUAGCACGGACCUGAAGCUUCUGGGCAAGGGCAAUAUCAUCAUCAGCACCCCUGAGAAGUGGGACAUUCUUUCUCGGCGGUGGAAGCAGCGCAAGAAUGUCCAAAACAUCAACCUCUUCGUGGUGGAUGAAGUCCACCUUAUCGGGGGCGAGAAUGGGCCUGUCUUAGAAGUGAUCUGCUCCCGGAUGCGCUACAUCUCCUCCCAGAUUGAGCGACCCAUUCGCAUUGUGGCACUUAGCUCUUCGCUUUCGAAUGCCAAGGAUGUGGCCCACUGGCUGGGGUGCAGUGCCACCUCGACUUUCAACUUCCACCCUAACGUGCGCCCUGUGCCCUUGGAGCUGCACAUCCAGGGCUUCAACAUUAGCCAUACACAAACUCGCCUGCUCUCCAUGGCCAAGCCCGUGUACCAUGCUAUCACCAAACACUCUCCCAAGAAGCCUGUCAUUGUUUUUGUUCCGUCUCGAAAGCAGACCCGCCUCACUGCAAUUGACAUUCUCACCACGUGUGCAGCAGAUAUCCAGCGGCAGAGGUUUUUGCACUGCACGGAGAAGGAUCUGAUCCCGUACCUGGAGAAACUAAGUGACAGCACGCUUAAGGAAACACUGUUAAAUGGAGUGGGCUACCUGCACGAGGGGCUCAGCCCCAUGGAGCGACGCCUGGUAGAACAGCUCUUCAGCUCAGGGGCUAUCCAGGUGGUGGUAGCUUCCCGGAGUCUCUGCUGGGGCAUGAAUGUGGCCGCCCACCUGGUGAUCAUCAUGGACACCCAGUACUACAAUGGCAAGAUUCAUGCGUAUGUGGAUUACCCUAUCUACGACGUGCUUCAGAUGGUGGGCCAUGCCAACCGCCCUUUGCAGGAUGAUGAGGGGCGCUGUGUUAUCAUGUGCCAGGGCUCCAAAAAGGAUUUCUUCAAAAAGUUCUUAUAUGAGCCCUUGCCAGUAGAGUCCCACCUGGACCACUGUAUGCAUGACCAUUUUAAUGCUGAGAUUGUCACCAAGACCAUUGAGAACAAGCAGGAUGCUGUGGACUACCUCACCUGGACCUUUCUGUACCGCCGCAUGACACAGAACCCCAAUUAUUACAACCUGCAGGGGAUCUCCCAUCGUCACCUGUCUGACCACUUGUCCGAGCUUGUGGAGCAGACCCUGAGUGACUUAGAGCAGUCCAAGUGCAUCAGCAUUGAGGAUGAAAUGGAUGUGGCACCUCUGAACCUGGGCAUGAUCGCUGCUUACUAUUACAUCAACUACACCACCAUUGAGCUCUUCAGCAUGUCCCUGAAUGCCAAGACCAAGGUGCGAGGGCUCAUUGAAAUCAUCUCCAAUGCGGCGGAGUACGAGAACAUUCCCAUCCGGCACCAUGAAGAUAACCUCCUGCGGCAGUUGGCUCAGAAGGUCCCCCAUAAGCUGAAUAAUCCUAAGUUCAAUGACCCACAUGUCAAGACCAACCUGCUUCUGCAAGCUCACCUGUCCCGCAUGCAGCUGAGUGCCGAGCUGCAGUCAGAUACUGAGGAAAUUCUUAGCAAGGCAAUCCGGCUCAUCCAGGCCUGUGUGGAUGUCCUUUCCAGCAAUGGGUGGCUUAGCCCUGCUCUGGCAGCUAUGGAGCUGGCCCAGAUGGUCACCCAAGCCAUGUGGUCCAAGGACUCAUACCUGAAACAGCUGCCACACUUCACCUCAGAGCAUAUUAAACGUUGUACAGACAAGGGAGUGGAGAGUGUUUUUGACAUCAUGGAGAUGGAAGAUGAAGAACGAAAUGCGUUGCUUCAGCUGUCUGACAGCCAGAUCGCGGACGUGGCCCGUUUCUGCAACCGCUACCCUAAUAUUGAGCUGUCUUAUGAAGUGGUGGAUAAGGACAGCAUCCGCAGUGGCGGGCCAGUUGUGGUGCUGGUGCAGCUGGAGCGAGAGGAGGAGGUCACAGGCCCUGUGAUAGCACCUCUCUUUCCACAGAAACGUGAAGAGGGCUGGUGGGUGGUGAUCGGCGAUGCCAAGUCCAAUAGCCUCAUCUCCAUCAAGAGGCUGACCUUGCAGCAGAAGGCCAAGGUGAAGCUUGACUUUGUGGCCCCAGCCACUGGCGCCCACAACUACACUCUGUAUUUCAUGAGUGACGCUUACAUGGGAUGUGACCAGGAAUACAAAUUCAGCGUGGAUGUGAAAGAAGCGGAGACAGACAGUGAUUCAGACUGAGUCCAGAGGCACUUAACUCUUGCAAAGAGGAGAGAAGAGUUGCACCUGAAUCAGGAAGAUGUACAGUCCUGUGGGGACCGCAUCUGUUCGUGUGAGGUCUGGCCAGUCAGUGCAGGUACUGUCCCGGCCCCCCUCCGCUACUUUGCCCUCUUGUUACCUUGCCAUCUAGACUUGGGAUCCAGUGUCUGCAGGUGUCCCGUAACUGUCAAGCAUAAACUGUGUACAGCAUUUUUAGCCAUGUUCUGUGUAGUUCCUUUUGUCAAACAUUCUAAUAAAAUAACUUGGAGAAACCA